AUGCCGACUGAAGACCGCGGUGGACUUUCUGGCCCAACAGUACUCAAGUUUCUUCGCACGACCAGUCUAGUAGCUUUUAAGUUGUGGGCACCAGGACCAUUCAAGUUAGUGCUGUGCAAGGACCUACUGCGCUCAGUACAAAUGGCGCUCGUGAAAACACGCUCAGUGCAAAAAAAUAUAUUAUGUGACAACUCAAGUUGUACUACUCCAGUACCCCUCUUAAGCAGAGUGUUUCACGGUGUAUCAACUAGCAUAAUAUGGAGGCUUCAAUUAAAUGUUGAGCUCCUCGGUUUAUGUGUUCGCUUUUUACUCCCUGGAACAUUCAGAACCUUGCAGUUCUACAAUCUCCUUUUCAAGUUGACGUGCGGGUACGUCAAAACAGCAGUCUGGGAUAUACGAACCGCGAAAUGCAUAUCGGAGUUGAAGGAAUGCUGGGACUCUCGCCAUAGCAAGGCCGCAAAUUUGACAAAAAGGACAUUGUUAAAAUUAUCAGGUUUCUACUUGAAGGUAGCGCAAGUUUUUGCCACGAAAGCAGAUCUACUACCAAAAGAAUACGUUCACGCGCUCAGCUGCGUUCUUGAUGAUUGCGCUCCGAUGCCCGUCGGUGAGGUCAAGAGAGUGGUAGAGCGAGAAUUAGGCGCUCCAAUAUCGAAGAUUUUUCAUCGAUUUGACUUGCAACCGAUCGGCUCAGCCACUAUUGCUCAAGUCCACCGCGCAGUCUUGCAAGACGGUCGACAUGUCGCUGUAAAAGUACAAAAUACUCGAAACAAAAAGCUGAUGCGAUUUGAUUUACGCAACAUGCUUUUUGUUUCUCGGUUACUGGAUCGACUUCGAGUAUAUCUUCCGUUCGAUCAUACAAGCAUUUUAGUAGAAUAUUCCACACAGGUACCUCUGGAAUUUGAUUUUAAUAGGGAGAGACGCAUGUUGAGCGUCCUAGGUCGUCGUAUUAGCUCUAAUCAUAAAGUUCGUGUUCCAGCACCGAUCGAUGGACUCUGCACUGCUCAAGUGUUGACUAUGACUUUGAUUGAAGGCAAACCUUUAGCAACUUUUACGUCAGUCAGCUCAAAGAAAAAUGUGGAGGGCAAUCUUGAUUAUCUUAGAGACAAUUUGAGGGAAUUACUAGCAAGCUUUGGAUUUCAAAUCUUGAACUUAGGUGUUUUUCACAGUGAUCCCCAUCCGGGCAAUAUUUUACUAAGAGAUUUUCGAGACAUUGCGCUGAUAGAUUUUGGUCAGGUGAAAAUAUUAUCUGAUGAAACACGAGUGCUGUUUGCGCAUCUUGUCGUAUCAUUGUACGAAGAGUCGGAUCAAUUGUACGCAAUAUUAAAAACACUCAAAGUUGAGUUUACAAUAAAUGAUCCAAAAUUGAUAAGGACCAUAGCUUCAAUUCUGUUUGAUACACGCAUGGAUAUACCCGAAGCACUCGUAUCCCCACUAGAUUCUGAAUUUCCAGCGGAACUACGCAGUGUGAGAAUAAAUGUGAUACCCACGGAGGUUUUCAUGAUUAUUCGUAUCAUUGCUAUAUUUCGAGGCAUCUUUUCAGCUUUGGAUAUCGAUUUACAUGCGAGGAAACUUUGGGUCAGCAGUGCACGACAAACAAUUCUCGAUUCCGAGCGUGUAUAUAACUUCAAUAUUCUAGCGACACCAAGAAAUGAAGUGAACAUCGUUGAUCAGCUGAAGCAUUUUAGUGCUUGGCUUGCCCUUCAUGGCUUGCCUCACCAGAGGGAGUAUAUGAUGGCUUUUGCGAAGUUACAUGUGUUUUGUAUCAAAGAUUUACGGAAACUUGCCGCAGAGAACGAGCGAUCAGCACUUGAUGCCGUAUUCGCAAACUUCUCGGAACAGGAUAGAAGCCGUUGUCUAAAACUUUGCUAUGAGCAUUCAUGA
This is a messenger RNA of Ostreococcus lucimarinus CCE9901, 1881 nucleotides long. RefSeq names its product ABC1 family protein-like protein (gene Abc1). Lineage: Eukaryota; Viridiplantae; Chlorophyta; Mamiellophyceae; Mamiellales; Bathycoccaceae. Gene Ontology annotation, biological process: protein phosphorylation. The transcript is spliced from 7 exons. Gene Ontology annotation, molecular function: protein kinase activity; ATP binding. The record is from RefSeq and is a predicted model, not a curated record. Bases 1 to 1881 code for a protein of 626 amino acids.